Thecamonas trahens ATCC 50062 is the source of this 2394-nucleotide messenger RNA. RefSeq names its product DNA polymerase epsilon subunit 2. Gene Ontology annotation, biological process: error-prone translesion synthesis; DNA-templated DNA replication. The transcript has 2 exons. The record is from RefSeq and is a predicted model, not a curated record. Bases 1 to 2301 code for a protein of 766 amino acids. Gene Ontology annotation, molecular function: DNA binding. NCBI's taxonomy places the organism in Eukaryota, Apusomonadida, Apusomonadidae. Gene Ontology annotation, cellular component: epsilon DNA polymerase complex.
AUGGCCUCGGCUCGUCGUCGUCCGGCCACCAAGCGCUCCCGUCGUCUUGGUCGGACCAUCGUUGCCGCCUUUAAGCGCCGUGGUCUCCAGCCUGAUGUUGGUGCCCUCUCCGUUCUCGAGGCUCUGCUCUGUGAUUGCACCCCCGAUGAGGUCAAGUCGACCCUCCAUGCUGUCAUCUCCGGCCUGGAGACAGAAGAUCUCCGAUCGUGCGUCCUCAACCGCGAAAUCAUCGAAAAGGUGGUCGAGGGCAUGCAGGCGUCGUCGGUGGUGACGACGGCAGCUGCCAUGGCACCGCUCAGGGUCGUCUCGGCGUACGAGUUUCCCCGGCUGGUGUACUCGGCGACACGCGAGACAAUGCAGGUCGAGCCGGCCAAUGCGAGCAAGGUGAUGACCACGCCGCAGGCCAAGGCAGACAUCUUCCGCAACCAGUACCGGUCCAUCCACUCGCGGGUCCUCCGCAACAAGCUCUUCAUGCCGCCGUUCCUCCACCGUGCGUCGUCGACCGCCGCGCCGAGCCAGCACUUUUCUCUCACGGCGAUCGACUCGCUCCGCGCCUCGGGCGAGCGCUGCUGCGUCCUCGGCUUGCUUGUCCGCCUCCCGUCAGGCGAGUACGGCCUGGAGGACCUCGUCGGGACCGUGACCAUUUCGCUGGCAUCGGCCCAGCUGACUUCGGGCAUGUUCACCGAGAACACCUUUGUCCUCGCCGAGGGCGUCAUGGUCGACUCGGUCUUUGACGUCGAGUACCUCGCCAUGCCGCCGCCGGAAAAGGCGCCGGCAUCGAUGCUUGCCCUCGGCUCGGCCGUCGACCCCUACGGCGGAGCGCUCUCGGCCACCGACGCCGCCCGCGUUGCCGCCGCCCAGGCCGACGACCCGAGCGACCUCAUCGUGCUCUCGGAUGUGUGGCUCGACAAGCCGGAGACCUACGCCCGCCUCCGUGUUCUCUUUGAGGGCUUUGCCGACCUUGAGCCGGCUGGCUUUGUCUUUAUCGGCAACUUUACCUCGGUUCCCUACGCCUCGCUCCGCACCGUGUCCGACAAGCCUGGCGCGCCGCAGCGGUCGCCGCUCGACGUCCUCCGUCACUACUUUGACGCCCUCGCCGAGCUCAUUGCUCAGUUCCCGGCGCUCGUCGCCUCGUCACAGUUUGUCUUUGUGCCGGGUGCCGACGAUCCGGGCCUCGGCCGUGUCCUCCCGCGCCCGCCGCUCCCACCGGUUGUUCGCGGCAAGCUCAGCGACCUGUCCUGUGUGACCUUUACCACCAACCCGUGCCGCCUCUGGCUCUACUCGCAAGUCAUCACCGUCUUUCGCGAGGAUCUGGUUAACAAGCUCCGCCGCCACUGCGUCCUCAAGCCGACGACCACAGAGACUAACCUCAUGCACGAGCACGUUGUCAAGACCCUCGUCGAUCAGGCCCAUCUCCUCCCGCUCCCGCUCCACGCCGCCCCGCGCUACUGGCCGCACGCCCACGCUCUCACCAACUACCCGCUGCCUGACGUCCUCGUCCUCGCAGACUCGUACGAGCAGUACAAGUCGGCGUACGAGGAGACCAUUGCCUUCAAUCCCUCGUCGUUUGGCACAGACUUUUCGUUUGUCGUCUACUCGCCGGCCUCAGCAGACGGCGACUCGAACGUCGAGUUCUCGCGCAUCACCUCGAUCGUUCCGCCGCCACCCGUCUAUCUCUCCGACGACGAGGCCGUUGUCGACGCCGACGCUGAAGAGUCUGCUGCCGCCGCCCGUCUCGCCUCCCACGAAGCUCACGUUCCACCCGCCACCGACGUCUUCUACGGCGGCAACGACGACGAUGACGCCUCGCUGACACAGGACCUCAUGCCGCUCCCACACAAGGUCACCGCGUCAUCGACCUCGCCCGACUUUGAGCUCUCCGCAGACGAUCUCCAGCGCGCCGUCCAGAUCACACGCACUUCCCAGGCACGCGAGAUGUCGCCCGCAGCCUUUGAAGCUUCGCUCCCGCCGCACGCCUCGCUUCGCCUCGCCUCGCAGGACGACUUUGCCGACAUCGACGACGACCCGACCCUGGCCCCCGAGCACCCGGCCCUCGUCCUCGCCUCGCCGCAAGUCGCCUCCUCACCCGAUCCGCUCAGCGCUUCGCCGCGCCGCAAGCCGCUCGCCCGCCGCGCCCUCGUCGCGCCUGCCACUUCUGUGGCUGGGCAUGCCGCCAGUCACGACGACAACGACGACGACCAGACCCUCGCCGGCAUGUCGCUCUCCGACUCGGACGAUGAUGACGAUGACGACGCUCCGACCCUGGCCCCGCCGUCAGACAUGGCCAUUGCUAACCGCUAGACUCGUUGCCGCUUCCAAUCGCGUACUCAGAGGGAUCAACUUCCGGCCCGUCGACAACAGACGCGAUGAUAAACGGGGACGUGACCACAAGCG